Messenger RNA from Aspergillus melleus, 1068 nucleotides. RefSeq names its product zinc-binding alcohol dehydrogenase family protein. The transcript has a single exon. The record is from RefSeq and is a predicted model, not a curated record. Lineage: Eukaryota; Fungi; Ascomycota; Eurotiomycetes; Eurotiales; Aspergillaceae. Bases 1 to 1068 code for a protein of 355 amino acids. Gene Ontology annotation, molecular function: oxidoreductase activity, acting on NAD(P)H.
AUGAGCUCCAUGGCGAACACAGCGCUUUACUGUAAUGAGAACAUCUCCUUUGUCGUUCGUCGAGAGACGGACAGCUAUACCCCAGGGGAUGGCGAGCUCCGGAUCAAAACGAUCUACUCCGGCAUCAACCCAGCAGAUGUGAAGCACGCCACGCAACUCGGCAUCUAUCCGGCGGUCCUUGGUUACGACUUCUGCGGCAAGGUCCUCGAAGUCCCAGCAGGCUCCAAGUUCCAGCCCGGAGACCUCGUUGCUGGAUACACUCCCACCGGAGUCGGCAGACCGGCCAAAUACGGGACGCAUCAACGAGGCCUGGUAUGUCCAGAGGACAUGCUGUUCUCAGUGCCUCCGAAUCUCCCGCCUCAUCAUGCCGCAUGCUUGAGCGUCGUGACAAUGACGGCAUGUGAUGCCCUCUACAAUAUCUUCAGAUUCCUUCUGCCCGCGGAGACUCCGGGACCGAACGAAGCAGGCCCGCUUCUUAUCUGGGGUGCAUCUAGUAGUGUCGGGCUGUCGGCUGUGCAACUCGCUCGCGCCAGUGGCAUCUACCCGAUCCUUGUGACGGCAUCACCGCAGAAUCAUCCGCUCUUGUUACGUCUGGGUGCCACUCGCUGCUUUGACUACAAGUGUGCCCACGUAGUCUUGGAUAUCCAGUCAGCCUUGGUCCAGGAAGGAUGGGGUCCAGUCACGCAGGGAUUCGAUGCAGUGGGAAGUGAGGCAGGCUUAGGCUCGGCGCAGUCGAUGGCGGCUUGUGUGUCCAAAGACGCGACACUGGUAUCUGUGGUCGUGCAGCAGGAUCCUCGCUUCAAAAUGCCACUGGCCACUCCUAACAGCGACGUGCGGAUCCAGUUGAAGGGAGUCCCUCACCCGAUCACGAUUCCUGCGCGGAAAGCAGAUUACGAGCGCGCAUGGGAGGCGUUCCAGUGGGUUGUUGCACACUAUGGUGCACAGUUUCAGUUCCCUUUUGUGGAGAUUUUCAAUGGAAGUGCAGAAGAGGCCAUGGACCAGGUUCUCGCGGUGUCGAGUCAUGGCCGUGGCUUGGGGAAAUUAGUGCUCCAGCAUCCACUUCAAUAG